Messenger RNA from Racocetra persica, 2530 nucleotides. NCBI's taxonomy places the organism in Eukaryota, Fungi, Glomeromycota, Glomeromycetes, Diversisporales, Gigasporaceae. The record is from the annotation of a GenBank genome assembly.
AUGUCAAAAAAAAUCAAGACUGACAGUCAGAGUGGUCCUUCUUUUCUCAAGGGCUCUCAAACUCGAAUUUUUCGGCCCUUUCGCGCCAUUGGAUAUGUUACAAAUGACGUACCAUUUGACCUUCAAACAAAAGGGAAUGCAUAUUUUGUCACAACAUGUAUAGGCAAUAGCUUUCACACAUAUGAGUGUGCCAAACUUCAUUUGAAAUAUGUAGGUACACAAACAGAGAAACCUAUAACGGCACUUGCUUCAUACGGAGACAUCAUUUUCGUAGCUUGUGCAAAAGAUCUAAUUGCUUUCAAAUUUGGUAAAGAGGACAAUGUCGUUAUACUCUGGGAUCAUAAGUCUGGAGAACUAUAUUCUGAAAUUCAAUUUGAUGAAAAUUUCACGGUAUCAACUAUUAUUCAUCCAAGCACGUAUUUAAACAAAGUAUUACUUGGCAGUAGGCAAGGAACAAUGCAAAUUUGGAAUAUCCGGACAAAAAAAUUGAAAUAUUCAUUUUCUUCGCUCGGAUCUUCAAUUACAUCACUCGUACAAUCGCCCGUUGUUGAUGUUGUCGCGAUCGGUCUACUUGAUGGCACAAUAGUCCUUCAUAAUAUCAAGUUAGAUGAACGUAUUAUGUCUUACAAACAAGAGGGUUGUGUUACAUCUAUAACUUUCAGAACAGCUCUUUGGAACCUCGAUGAGAAAAGAUUAUCACAUAUUAUCAAAGGUGCUCAUGAUGGAUUAAUUCCUUCGAUACAAUUUCUUAACGGCCAGCCUAUAUUACUUACUUCUGGAGCCGAUAAUUCUAUCCAAGAAUGGAUUUUUGACUCUUUGGAUGGAGUUGAGCCUCGUCUUUUAAAGUCAAGGAGUGGUCAUCAUUCUCCUCCAACUAAAAUUGAAUUUUAUGGAUCAGAUGGUCAUUUCAUUCUAAGUGCAGCUGGUGAUAGGUCAUUAAGAGCAUUCUCAUUUAUACGAGAUUCACAAAGCGUAGAAUUGUCUCAAGGAUCCAUACUCAAAAAGUUCAACAAAUCUAAAGAUCAUAUAAGAACUAUUGAUGCUCUCAAGUUACCGCAAAUAACCCAUUUUUCUUCAUCUGAGGUAAAGCAGAAAGAGUGGGAUAAUAUUAUUUCUUGUCAUAUGAAUAAUAAUGGGGCUCGGACAUGGUCAUUUCAAUCCAAAGUUAUUGGCAAACAUGUUCUUCGUACGUUUGAUGGAUCACAUAUUAAGGUUUCAAACAUAAGUGCAUGUGGAAAUUUCGGUUUCAUCGGAUCAUCUUCCGGCUAUAUUGAAAUGUUUAAUAUGCAAUCCGGCAUUCAUCGGAGAACCUUUGCUGGGGAAGAUAAACACACAAAAGCCAUUUCUGGCAUAGCAAGUGAUGCGCUUAAUCGUAUUGUGAUCAGUAGCUCUCUUGAUGGCACUGUUAAGAUUUGGGAUUUUAAUACAGCAAAAGUUAAGAGCACGAUAGAAAUAGAGUCUCCAAUAUCAGUUUUACGAUUUCAUACCGAAAAUGAUUUGUUGGCAAUCGUUAGUGAUGACUUGUGUAUUCGCGUUAUAGAUGUAGAAACUAAUAAAGUUAUUAGAGAGUUUUGGGGGCAUAAAAAUCGAAUAACAGAUUUGACAUUUAGUCCCGACGGACGGUGGAUCGUUUCUACAUCUCUUGAUGCUACAAUUCGUACUUGGGAUCUUCCAACUGGCCAUCUAGUAGACAUAUUUCGAGUGGAAAAUGUCCCAACUAGUAUAACAUUCUCACCAAAUGGUGAUUUUUUGGCAACUUCACACGUAGAUCUUGUGGGAAUCUUCUUAUGUGUUACAUUGAGGAGAAUAGAUGAUGAUAAUAUUUCUUUGGUUGAGCUUCCAACCACAUUGGGCAUAGAAGAUAACAAUGAAGAUUUGUUUGUAUCUAAUUCUAAUGAAACAAAUGAUGUUUCAUUUGAAACACCGGAACAGCUCACGGAGCAAAUGAUAACUUUAUCAUCGCUUCCAAAGUCUAAAUGGCAAAAUUUAUUGAAUUUAGAAACUAUUAAGAAACGAAACAAACCUAAGGAACCUCCCAAAGCUCCAGAGAGGCCACCAUUUUUCCUCCCUACACUACCCGGAGUUGAUCCAAAAUUUGUUCCUUCCAUUGCCUUAAACGAAUCUGAGGAAGAAAAGAAACAAAAAGGUGGUAAAACUUUAAGUUUGAAUGAUAUUAAAAUAGAGACGGAGUUUUUAAAAAUAUUAAAAAGGAAUCACUCUACUGGAGAAUACACCGAGUUCUUCAAUUAUGCGAAAACUUUGAACCCUUCCGCAAUUGACUUUGAAUUACGUACUCUGAGUCUUGACAAUAAUUUUGAAGAUUUAACGUUUUUCUUAGAUGCGAUAAAAUCAAGACUAAAAUCUAAAAAAGAUUUUGAAUUGGUUCAAGCAUAUUUAAAUCACUUUUUAAAAAUUUAUGGCGAUAUUAUUACUAGUAAUUACGAAUCACUCGGAAGUCAUUUAGAAUCAAUAUUAAAUGAGCAUAGGAAAGAAUGGAAUAGAAUAGAUGAACUACUACAUUAUAAUAAUU